Botrytis sinoallii is the source of this 750-nucleotide messenger RNA. RefSeq lists its product as uncharacterized. The transcript has 2 exons. The coding region runs from base 185 to 562 and encodes 125 amino acids. Lineage: Eukaryota; Fungi; Ascomycota; Leotiomycetes; Helotiales; Sclerotiniaceae. The record is from RefSeq and is a predicted model, not a curated record.
AAGUACCUAGGCACUUUCAACAAAUGCGGGCAAUCCUGCUCUCAAAAUCUACUUUCGCGUCCACUUAAAGGUUUCGACUCACCUUCAUAUUCAAAACCUAAACUCCGCUUCUUUUCUGCCAUCCUCUUCCAACAACAUUCUUCCUCAAGGUCGUUUCAAAAUAAGUGAAAUCAAACAACACACAAUGCUGUCAGAUGAUAAUUCCAGACAUCUUCUGUAUGUUUGCGCAGGCCUCAGUACGUUCACAGCCUACAAGCACACAUCUCUAGGCUUCAGUGAUCUUUUCCCCAAAAUUGAUCGCGGACUCGGCUCUUCAGAGCUUCUGACGGCCUUCUCCGCAAAAAGCAAUUUCCUGCAGGUUGGCGCUUCUUGGGCUCUCAUCGGAAUCCUCCAGCUCAAAUGGGCCAAGUAUGGUUUGAAUACUGGCUAUGAUAAGGCAAUUCUUGGAUGGUAUGGAGCUUAUUCUUUCGCGUUUGGAUUGGGUAGCUUCUUGAAAGGCGUGUAUGUACCUCUGGUUCCUGUUUGGCUUAUCCCCGCACUCACUGUGCUAAGCCAAUUCUGAAAUGGGCGAUAAUGUUAGAAGUAAAGUUUUUCAGGAAGUAGUUAGAAUCUGAAACUUACGAAAGCUACGCGCGUUACUAAGCGGUUUAUGAAUUUGAAGUUUUCUAUUACUAUAAAACUCUAUAAUAAGAAAACUAAAUUACUAUAAUAAUUAGUACAUCGAAUAUAAAAGUAAAACGAAUAGUAUUU